Gigantopelta aegis is the source of this 2568-nucleotide messenger RNA. Its product is annotated as BTB/POZ domain-containing protein 2-like. Lineage: Eukaryota; Metazoa; Mollusca; Gastropoda; Neomphalida; Peltospiridae. The record is from RefSeq and is a predicted model, not a curated record. The transcript has 2 exons. Gene Ontology annotation, biological process: neurogenesis. The coding region runs from base 78 to 1481 and encodes 467 amino acids. Gene Ontology annotation, cellular component: cytosol. Gene Ontology annotation, molecular function: protein binding.
CGUCCAAGCUCACAAACUGAUUCUCAGCAUAAAGUCGAUUGUACAUCACCAAGUGUGCGUGUAGCUACAAUCAUCUCAUGGAACCUGGGCCCUGUGACUCUAUUAAACUAAACUGUAUUUUCAGCUACAAAAUGACAACUCGGAAAAGACCUCGAUUGUCUCAGUGGGGAUCUGUGAACAGCUGGCAGAGAGAAAAAUCCAUCAGUCAGUGUUUGAGAUACUCUCUUCAAAAGAAAGUUCUUACUGACGUGACUUUCAAGGUGGGAAGAGAACAAAAGAGCGUCCAGGCUCACAGACUGAUUAUCAGUAUCCGCAGCAGCGUGUUCGAAGCCAUGUUCUACGGACCAUUGGCAGAGCAGGAUGAGAUCGUUAUUCCGGAAGUAGAACACGACAUAUUUCAACAGUUUCUAAGGUACCUCUAUACAGAUGACGUCACAAUGGAUGGUGCCAGUGUAAUGGGUUUGUUGUACGUAUCAAAGAAGUAUGACGUCAAAACCCUGGAACAGAAGUGUCUGACGUAUUUGUCGUCAUCGAUGACGUCCGACAACGCCUGUGUGAUACUGGAGCAGGCCCACGUGUUUGAUGAGCAGGAAUUGAAAGAAAAAGCUCUGACUUUUAUUUUGAAAAAUGGAGAUGCCGCUUUAAAGUCAUCUGGAGUUAUCGACCUUUGUCAUGGAUGCUUCGUUAAGAUCAUACAAGCGGAAGAAUUGGACGUCAAUGAACAAUCUGUCUUUGAAGCUGUUGUGGCGUGGAGUGAGAGCGCCUGCAGGAAACAGAACAAAGAUGUAACUCACGAAAACAGACGACAAGUACUUGGGGAAGCCCUAAAGCACGUUCGGUUUCCCUUACUUGACCAGAAGUAUUUCGCGAAAAAUGUAGUACCAACUAAUUUACUGACUGACACAGAAAAAGUCAAGAUCUUCACACACUGUAUAUGUCCUGAUGAAAACGUUUAUCCAUUUAACGCCAAUAAGCGCAUGAGUGUUGUUCGUCGAAAUAAAAUUAUAAUACAGCGCCUCACCAUAGAUAAUAAAAUUACUUGCUCAUGUUCUACGGUUAUUGAUCAUGGAAUUAUGUUUUCUGUAAACCAAGACUCAUCACUACUAGGAUUCCAGUUGUAUGGUCCCAAAAGAAGAACCACUGCAAAUUAUGACAUCAGAGCUUUCAUAACUGACCCGACAACAGAUGACGUAAUCGAAGGUUCAUCAGUGACAAAGUCAGUCUCAGUCGCAGCUGGGACGAUAACAUAUGACGUGGAGUUUCCUCGACCCCUAAAACUGAGCAAAGACAAGAAGUACAAUCUGAUUGUUAACAUCGGUGGACCUGGCUCACACUGUGGGGAGUCCGAAAGAUCUACAGUACAGAACGGGUCGUUUGUGUGCUCGUUCUUCAACUGCCAGAAAUCCAAACACAGUAACAAACCAGUCGGAUAUUCAGAUGUGAGUUACGGACAGAUACCUGGUUUGAUGUUCUUAGUAUGAAAACCUGUAGUUGGAGAUUAUGUUAUAGUAGACUUUCUCUAACAGCCCAGCUAGUAGAGCAUUGGAUUCUUAUAAAUCAUACACAUAUAUAGUAGUGUAGGUUUAGUAUGGAGUCAUCUUCCUAGUAGUAGAUAGUGGGACUUUCUCUUAACAGCCCAGCUAGUAGAGCAUUGGAUUCUUAUAAAUCAGUGCUCGAAAUACUGCCGUCCCGACCACCUUUUGCCGGUGAACGUCACCACGGGCUGGAACAUAUGUUUGCCUUUAUAUUGUAUGAUCAUGUUUGGUCUGGUAGGUUUUGAUUUAGUCCGGCAGAAUUUCUGUUUUCAGCCAAUUUCGACCCCAGUGUAUAAAUGGUCCGUGGUUCCACCCCAUUCAGUAUUGGUUGGUUUAUAUGUAAAUGUUACAAUUUGUCGCCCAGAGGCCCGAGACAUAAAUUGACUUGAGGGUGUAGUAGUGUUGGUAUAAUGUCCCGCUCCUGCGCAGUAGCCAGUUAAAUGUCUUUUGUUAGCUCUGUUGGUAAAGCUUAGAUACAGAUAUACAUAUACUUGUACGAGUGCACGUGCACGCACAAGCACACCGACAUACACACACAGACACGUACACAUACGUCACUGAUGAUACAGUGUAUGAUGCGCUGAUAAUUAUCUUCAUUAAUUAAUGGAAUUAGCUGAUGUACACAAUAACUUUACAUUGAAGCAACAUUUAUUCCGUGCAUUUGACCAACCGCUAUGACUUAGGUUGGAGGACUUGAAUAAGGAGAAUUAUAUAUAUUUUGUUCAUGUAUUGCCUCGGUAAUUUGUAAAUUUUGUUUUAUGUUUAAAUUUUAUGUUGUGCAUUUGUUCAUAUAUCAUCAACGUCCCAUCCUGCGUUCACCUAACGACAAAAACACGAAUACGAUAUUUACGGAAAUACUAUUUUACAUUUUUCAGCUACGAUUCUGGACCCGAUAUCGAUAAUUUUAUGGAAUAAAAAAAAACGACUUAGCAAAAUUAAUGGUUUUAAGAGUUUGUAAACUUAUAAGUUUUGUAUUGAGAUACUUACUUGUCUGAACUUUAUCCUUUAUGGAAAUGUUCACGAACUGUGAAGA